GCUCCGGCGUGAAUAGCCAGGCUGCAGUUACUGUCCACUCCUCAGAAAAACAACUGUUAUGUCAACUUCUACACUGUUCUGCCUCAAAAGAUUAUACGGAUUUACCAAUUUCAAACUUUUAAACUUCUUGCAGAUAGCUUAGAUAGCUGUUUCCUAACUGAGCGUAAAAUGUAGAAUUCCCCAUGAGAGAUUCGUGCGUAAAAUAACGGAAUAGUAUUAACAAGUAUGCACCCAGUGUCCACUAAUGUACAGCCAAUACAGCUGUUUUGCCUUAAAGUCUGCUUUUACUUGUGUGUUUAGUUUUUAGGGCAUAGUUGAAGUUGGUCUAAUCUAACAUCAACUUUAACUAUAACGUCAGUAAUAAACGUACACAUUGUACAGGUGUGUCUAGUAAAGAGGCCACUGAGUCUAUAACACUGCAGAUUCCAUCCAGUGAAUACCACUACAUUCCUGUUUCUUGAAUUUUUCAAGAUUGUUUUUGCUCUGUGAAUUGCCAAGACGAGAAAUAAAUCUUGUGCCAAGUGCAUUCCUCUGGAUAUUGUUUUGAAAUACUGCUCCAUGAAAUACUUAGAGAUAAGACAAUUCCGCAUGAAGAUCUCAGUACGAACUGUGGACUUAACAAAAAUGGGCUGGUAAAAUAUCCUGAGGACUGAUAAGGAAAGUGGGAACAGGUGAAGGUUACAGGAAGUAGCAGGGCUUGGCUGCUUUUCAGAGUGAACAAAACAAAAAAACAAAACAAAAACAACUAUAUUGUGGUUGGUUUUCCUUUCCUUGACCUCGAUUGAAAAUGUCAUAAAGUCAAAGAAAGAUGUGAAGAAGAAUUCAUAAGGACUCAAGACAAGAGAACUGCUGCGCUUAGAGAAUCUGACUGCAUUUACUCAACACUAUGUAAUCAUAUGAGAGCAGAUGCUUGUGUUGCUUCAAAUGAUGCUGCUGCAAGGAAAUGUGGAAUGGAAUUAUCUGCUUUUGUUUCUUUAAGGAUGGUCCAUUAUUCCCUUACACUAAAGGAGACAGGACAGGAAGCAUCAAACCAUAUUUCCUUACCAGUUAGAGAAUUUGACAAGCUCUGAUCAUGGCUGCCGGUUUGACUGUUCUGUAUUAGUUCACUCAGACAGGAAACCUUCCUAGGCAAAAACACUAUUCAUCUGCAGCCAUGAUAAGUGAAGUAGAAACAGGUGAGCAGGUGGCUGGGGCAGUCAGGUGAUGUCCGAAAGUGUCUAGUGGGUGGAUUUAAAAAGGAGAUGAAGGGGCCUGAGUAACAGGGAAUGUAUCUGUAGCAGGGAAACACAGAGACAAAUCGUGUCAUUAAUAAUGAUUUGUUAAGCAAUAAAAGGACUAGCAAGGCCUGAUAUUUUUUUGCCGACUGUCUUAAACCUGAGGAGAAAACUCAAAAUAUCAUCUUAACCAAUGAAGCACUACUAAUAAAUGAAUUUCCAGAGGGUGCCACUGUCACUCUAGAGUGUGCUAAUGGCCAUGUUCAAGAGAGUGGUUCUGGGAUUAUAACUUGUAUGAAUGGGGAAUGGAGUGAACCAGAUCUCAUCUGCAUAAAGAAAGACUGUGGACCCCCAGACCCUCAGCCGAAUAUGAGCUUUGAUAUGAGUGAUGGUACUUUGUUUGGAGCUUCAGUACUAGUAGUUUGCAAUAAAGGUUUCCAGGUUGCUGGAUCUAGCUAUAAACAGUGCUUUGCGGCGGGGUGGAGAGGAAGAGCCACGUGUGAAAUUGUAAAAUGUGAGCCACCUCCUGACGUGGACAAUGGCAGAAGCUCAUGGGAUUCUCAAGAUGAACCAAAAUACGGAGAAAUCAUAAAUUACGUCUGCAAUGAAGGAUUCACCCUCACUGGGAAAGCCCACAUUAUGUGCAGUGAAACUGGUGACUAUGAUUCUCAGCCUCCUGAAUGCAUAGAUGUGACAACAGAGAAUAUACCUUCAACAACAAUGGUAACUCCAACAUCUAUGCCUCCAGUUCAAGAAGUGCCCACUUCAACUGAUUCAUCUGGCACAGCCACAAGCCACAGGGAUAAACUCAUCACAACCAGUGCAACUGAUUCACCUUGCGCAGCCACAAGUCACAGAGAUAAACUCAUCACAACCAGUGCAACUGAUUCACCUUGCACAGCCACAAGCCACAGGGAUAAACUCAUCACAAGCAGUGUAACAUCAGCUACAUCACCUUCAACACAAGGUGGAAGUGCCAUUUUAACUGAUGAUAAAGCUGCUCCAGCCAGUGUAACACCAGCAACAUCAUUGGAAGACAAACAUGAUCAAGCUGAUACUUACAGCAAUAUUGGGAAUGCACCUGUUAUAGUCAGUGUGACAUGUGUGGUAGUAGCUGUUUGUGUAAGUCUUGUCUUUUUACACAAAUUCCUUCUGAGGAGAAAAGGCUCAUAUGACACCGGAGAAGACCUGAAGCCGGAGUUAUUACAGUUCCAAAAUCUUUAGAUUGCCUGCCUGACUGAGCACCAGCUCAGCACCUGGGCUCAUCUGAUAAAGAACAUCUGUGACCCUGGAGGGACAUGCCAGCUGGGUGUAGUAGUGCCUCUCUACGUUGAUGGGGAUAAAAAGCAAGAGAGAGUUCACUUUAAUGUUAUUGCACUACAAAUGGCAUAUAAUGAAAUGUAACAGGAUCAUAAAUCAACAUCCAAUGAUGAAAAGCACUUUUUGUAAUGAUGUAUUUUUUUUUAUUGCCACAUUAUUUUAACAAUUGUCAUUUUUUUAUGUAUAUAGUAAUGCUUUUUUGGACAUUAUUUAUAUAAAUAUAUAUAUUUUAAAUUGUAAUAAACACUUUAACGUUGCCUCAA
Molecule: messenger RNA, 2797 nt
Organism: Scatophagus argus
Lineage: Eukaryota; Metazoa; Chordata; Actinopteri; Scatophagidae
Product: complement decay-accelerating factor
Exons: 13
Coding region: 1509-2438 (309 amino acids)
Source: RefSeq, a predicted model, not a curated record